This is a messenger RNA of Cantharellus anzutake, 673 nucleotides long. RefSeq lists its product as uncharacterized. The annotation marks the transcript as partial. NCBI's taxonomy places the organism in Eukaryota, Fungi, Basidiomycota, Agaricomycetes, Cantharellales, Hydnaceae. The record is from RefSeq and is a predicted model, not a curated record. The transcript has 3 exons.
CGCUAGGACCCGGAACAUCAUCAGGCAGGUGACCAGCCUCCAUAGUAGGAAUACCAUAAUUUUGGACAUCUGUGCGACUUGGACUUGAACUCUAAGUAGUAGCGCCCUCUCGUUUCGUGAUGCGGGUAGAAAAGUCGCCAACGUGUGCUUGCCAUCUGUUGUUCUUCGCCUACUCAUUCCAAACAUUAUUGUUGUCACUUCUGAGUAUCCCGUCAUCGGAUGUGGCAUGCAUACCCGGCCAGGGGGCCAAAUGCAACGCAACUCAACGCCCCAUGUCGAAGGUCGCUGAUACCUCGCCUGUUGAAGAUGCGAAUAGCAGGGGAGUUCUCAAUGUAUUUCUUGCACACCAAGCACAUGCGGGCAUGCAAUUACUUUUUGUCAGGAAGGAGUACGUCGGAGUUACCAGCUGAGCUCUUACAGGAUGAUGGAAGCAUGACAAGCCAAGUUAGCAAAUAACCCGGUGACGCCCGUGCACUUUUACAGGGCUGGGAAAUGCUUCAAUGGACGAGGUUCUCAGGCGAAAGGAAACCACAAGCACAAAUUUGGGGCUCUCGAUUCCCCUGCUGCCAUUCACAUCAAUAUACCUGCUAGCUUGCCAACAGUGAAACUGUGCCAACACCAGACUCGGCAUUGUUGAAAGAGGGCUGGUGAUGACUGAUUGGGUGUUGAUGCA